GCAUAUAUCAAAGGUAAUUCUACUAGAAGCACUUCGCCGGAGCCAAAAGUCUAUUAUAUACACUCCGCAUUCUUGUUGCUGUCUGGAUUUUGUGAAGAAGUAACGAUAUACAAUUGUGCGGUUGUUUAAAAUGCGUGACAAGGGCGAGCCUGUAAACAAAAAUAAUAGAGUUAUUGAAAAAUUGUCGUCAAUUUUCGGCAAACCUGUUGUGAAAAGGACUUCUAUACCUGACUGCUUUUGGGCGCUUUUCGCCCUAAGUACAUGCCUGAAAGUAUUACUAAUUCCCGCAUACUAUUCAACUGACUUUGAAGUGCACCGCAACUGGUUAGCCAUAACCCAUAGUCUUCCAUUAAAUCGCUGGUAUGUGGAUGCAACUAGUGAGUGGACACUGGAUUACCCACCAUUCUUUGCGUAUUUUGAGUGGCUGCUCUCGCAGCUGGCUCAAUAUGUCGAUCCACACAUGCUAGACGUGCACAAUCUAAACUAUGCCUCUGAGAGGACAGUAUAUUUCCAACGCAUAUCGGUGAUAGUGGUGGAUCUAGUCUAUGCAUUGGGCGUGUAUAGUUGCUUGCGGGCGCUGGGAAUUGCUAAAAAGACGCAACAGCAUUUGGCCGGCUGCCUGCUACUACUCUUUAAUGUAGGCCUCAUAUUUGUGGACCACAUCCAUUUUCAGUACAAUGGCCUUCUGUUUGGCAUUCUAUUGCUGAGCAUAAGCGCUCUGCUCAAUGAUCGUUAUCUGCUAAGUGCCUUCAGCUUUGCGAUACUGCUCAACUUUAAGCAUAUUUUCCUUUAUAUGGCACCAGCCUUUGGUGUUUAUCUCUUGAGGUUCUAUUGCCUAAACAAGGGAAGGAGUAUUUUAAACACAGUAAAUGCGAUGAUGAAACUUUUGGCCGUAGGUCUUACGCCAUUUGUGCUCUCAUUUGGGCCAUUCUGGCAUCAAAUUCCGCAAGUGUUGUCACGUCUCUUUCCCUUUAAGCGUGGCCUUACGCAUGCCUACUGGGCACCCAAUCUUUGGGCGCUCUAUAACACUGCUGACAAGGUGGCUGCUGUUGCCCUGCGUCGUGAAAAGUCUAAGGAUGGUGACCCGACUACAACGUCAGGUCUUGUGCAGGAAACUCGUCACCUUGUGUUGCCCAACAUAUCACCAGCUGUAACUUUUGCGUUAACAUUGGCAUUUAUGAUGCCCAUCCUGUUGAAACUGCUGCUAACCUCUUCAACAAAGCGAGCUAAACUGAUCUUUCUUCGCGCUGUUGUCUUAUGUGCCUGCUCCUCCUUCGUGUUUGGCUGGCAUGUGCACGAAAAGGCAAUACUCAUGUGUUUGAUACCAAUUUGCUUACUUGCUCUGUUGGAUCGCACGGACGCCAAAUAUGCCUACUUGUUGAGCGUUGUCGGAUAUUUCUCGCUCUUUCCGCUGCUAUUUGAAGUAGACCUAAUACUUCAACGCAGAAUCCAGCGACGAUUGCUUUAAAAAAGGAACCUAUAUCGAAUUAUCCACGGGUACAGUACGACGUGUUGAGGACAUUCGCACCGAAGACUUUAUACAGUCAGCC
Molecule: messenger RNA, 1550 nt
Organism: Scaptodrosophila lebanonensis
Lineage: Eukaryota; Metazoa; Arthropoda; Insecta; Diptera; Drosophilidae
Gene: xit
Product: probable dolichyl pyrophosphate Glc1Man9GlcNAc2 alpha-1,3-glucosyltransferase
Exons: 4
Coding region: 131-1468 (445 amino acids)
Biological process (GO): protein N-linked glycosylation
Cellular component (GO): endoplasmic reticulum membrane
Molecular function (GO): dolichyl pyrophosphate Glc1Man9GlcNAc2 alpha-1,3-glucosyltransferase activity
Source: RefSeq, a predicted model, not a curated record